Molecule: messenger RNA, 2268 nt
Organism: Neopelma chrysocephalum (saffron-crested tyrant-manakin)
Lineage: Eukaryota; Metazoa; Chordata; Aves; Passeriformes; Pipridae
Product: heat shock 70 kDa protein 12A-like
Exons: 4
Coding region: 1-1725 (574 amino acids)
Molecular function (GO): ATP binding; ATP-dependent protein folding chaperone
Source: RefSeq, a predicted model, not a curated record
AUGGCCAGCAAGUCAGUCUUUGUUGUUGCUAUAGAUUUUGGCACAUCCUACAGCGGAUACUGUUUUUCUCUUGCUUCAGGUACAGACCAAAUCCGCCAGGUGUACUGGGGAACAGAGCACGGGUUCAAGAGCCCAAAGACACCCACGUGCAUCUUGUUCGACCAGCAGCAAGAGUUCAAGAGUUUUGGCUAUGAUGCUGUGAUGAAGUACAAGAGCCUGCCCUCCAGCAAAGCUGAGAGCUGGUAUUUCUUCCAGAACUUCAAGAUGAAGCUGUACAACACAAAUGUCACAACUGGCAUGGAGCUGAAAGCCACCAAUGGAAAGAUGCUUCCUGCCCUGACAGUCUUUUCUGAAAGCCUGCGCUACCUGAAGCAACAUGCCCUGAACACCAUUGAAGAGGCCUCUUUCCAAACCAUCUAUGACCAGGAGGAGAUCACCUGGGUCAUUACUGUCCCAGCCAUAUGGAGCUCUGCUGCCAAGCAGUUCAUGCGUUUGGCAGCAAAAGAGGCAGGAAUGAUCUCUGACAUGCUUUCUAAAAAUCUGAUCAUUGCCUUGGAGCCAGAGGCUGCAUCGCUGUGGUGCAAACAGCUUCCACAGGAAGGGUUUAUAGCAGACAGCAGUGACAAGAAGAAGUUUGAAGACUCCCCUGGGAUCCAGUAUAUUGUUGUUGACUGUGGAGGUGGCACAAUAGACAUCACAGUACACGAGAUCCAAGAAAACCAUUACCUGAAGGAGUUACACAAGGCAACUGGAGGUGGAUGGGGAGGCAACAGAGUGGAUGAAAACUUCACUAAUUUCCUCAGGGAAAUAUUCAGUGAUGGUGUAUGGGAUGAAUACGUAAAGAGCCACCCUACUGAAUUACAACAUAUGAUGUACAACUUCAGUCUACAGAAAUGCUCUGCUAGCAGAGAGGCAGUCUACAUACAUUGCUACUACAACCUGACCAGACUGGCAGAGUGCAAGAAGAACAUCUCCCAAUUCUUCAAAAAAGCAGAAGGAGCUUUGUGGUGUGAUGGGAUGAUCAUGAUUACAUACGAGAAAAUGAAGAGCUUGUUUGACUACAGUAUCAAAAAUAUAAUUUGUACUUUGAGGGAAAUUCUUGACAAACCUGGGAUGGCCAAGGUCCAAUACAUUUUGCUUGUGGGGGGCUUUGCGUCUAGCAUCAUCUUGAGAGAUGCGAUCAGUCAAGCCUUUAGCAAGAAGUAUCAUAUCCUUUGUCCAGUGGAGGCCCAAGCAGCCAUUGCAAAAGGGGCUGUUUUGUUUGGAGUCAAUCCACACCUUGUUACCUCAAGAAUCAGUGCCAAGACAUAUGGUUUAAAAGUAAAUCAGAUAUUUGAUUAUGCUGUCCACGAUGUCUGUAAACAGAAGGUCUCAAAAGCUGGUGGCUAUGUUUAUUGCACAGAUCUCUUUCAGAAAUUGGUGGGAAUUGGGGAGUCAGUGAAUAUAAAUGAAAUUGCCCACUAUGAUUUCUCUCCAACAGAACCAGAUCAAAAAAAUGCAUGCUUUGUUUUCUAUUGCACAGAAAAACAGGAUGCUCAGUAUGUAGAUGAGGAGGGGAUUGAACAGCUUGGGUUCUGUACAGUGCCAAUGCCAGACACACAUCUGGGGAUGCAACGCCAGCUGAAGAUGGAGAUUAAGUUUGGGCUCACUGAAUUUAAAGCUACAUGUAGUGAUCUUACUUCCAAAGAAAGUCGGACAGUUCUAAUAGAUUUUUUAACUGUAUAAAUACUCAGUAUAUUGAGCAGCAGAGACAAUAAGUCUAGGGAGAAAAUGGCUUUAGAGGGAGGCAGUGUGGUCAAAGGUUGGACUUGAUAACUUUGGAGGUCUUUUCCAGCCUUAAUGAUUCUAAUGAUUCAAUGAAUCCUACAAUAGAGGAGGCAUCUGUACCAAUAAGUCCAUUAUAUACCUUUCUGUUUACACAGGUAAACUGCUAGUCUGAUUCUCUGGUUCCUUCCAUUGCUCACCAAUCACCCUUUCAAUCCAAUACAGCACUUUCUGUUGUAUCUGACAGCAGGUUUAUCUGCUGCUUUAUCUCAUGCUGUUUUAGCUUGCAUCUCUGAACACAAUAGUCCAUACCACCAAUAUAAUCAUCUGUAUUCUACCUGUAUUUGAUGCAAAGACUCUGGAUAGCGUCUAACUUCCACAUAAACCAUCCCACAGCUGUUUAUUUUAGCCUGGCAUGUUCUUUCAGCUGCAUCCUCUUUUCCUCUGAUACCAGUUCUCUUUACCUGGAGUCUAGAUUUAACUCUGCUGGGGGUGACAUUCAAU